GACGUUCCGUCGGAAACAAUUGGUCUAAUAAACGAAAUCGUCGCCACGAUGUCACAACAAGUCAUUUCCGAAGUACGGCGUGAUACAAAGUCCUCUCCAGGAAAUCUCUCUUCUCAGAGUUCCCCGAGACACGCGACAUUUAUCGCGACUAACAGCGGGCAAGACAGUGAUUCAGAAAGUCAAUCAAGUCGCGCGGCAUCAGAGGCUGACGACGACGAGCCAAAUAACUGGGACAGGGACAGAGGCCCGGACAUUUCAGACAACAGCGAAGGCGCAUCUAAUCACAGUAGCAAUCCAAGUACAAGCUCAUUCUCCACGGAUCAACAAUUUUACCGUCCUGAAAAGGCUACCGAAGUGGGCUCUGAUUCUGACUCUGAUACCGAUCACUCUUCGAUACCAUCACAACGCUCAAGCGAUAUUGAGUACGAAGACGAAGCCGAAAAAGUACCCGGUCGGCAAUAUAACAGCAGCCCAUCUUUAUUCAUCGACCCGUCUCCUGGUGUGUUCGCAAUAUCGUCAAAUGAAUCUUACAGUGUAGUAGCCACCGAAACUGGAUCACAGCAAGGGUCUACAACGCUUGUAUCUUCGAAAGAAGAAAGAUAUACAUUGGCUGAGGACUCGAGAUAUCUGCUUGCGGCCCAUUCCAAAAGAGACAGAACCGUGCAGCAAGUCAUGGCCCGUUUCUCCGCCCUUUAUAUUUUCCCGAUACUGGUAGCUGUUCCACUCACUCUUCUCCUGUCUCUCAAUACUAUUCUUCUCACUCCAUUAUACAAUACGAUUCCCUUGAGCCUGCAUAAUGUCACCCUCUACGCAUUGUAUACUGCUCCACCAACUCUGCUGUACUGGGCUAUGACGCUCGAGCGGUCCGCGAGAGAAGUUGUAUCGGCCAAUGUGUGCAUUAGCCUUGCAGCUCUAAAUGGAGACUUGGUCGCCGUCCUAGGAAGAAGGCUGGGGAGCUUGAUGGGGAGAUUGGCUGGCCCAGAAUGGGGCGCUUGCUUUGCAAAGGCUAUUCUAGGCUUUGGUGCUGUGGGGGGAGGAUUGAUAUUUGCGCUUUUAUGUUUUGAUCACAUCCUCCCGAUUACUCCGGCUAAAAGUUUGGCUGGCCGAAUUCGAAAUUUAGCCAAUAUCUCUGCUAGAUCAACAGCGUUUAUGUUGCAUCUUUGGUUUGGCCAGCGUCUGCUGGAUAGAAGAUUGUCCGGCAGUGUCAUGUUUCUUACCCAGAGCCCGGAAAAAGCGAUUCUCUUCAUAACACUAUAUCUCACUACAAUCCAUCUCUUUGUUCGCCCUGGGCCAUCCUUAGCCUCAUCCUUGAAUGGACUGUAUGGUUUCAUCUCCGUUGGCUUAGGAGUCGCUCCUUCCAAACGGUCCGAGAUAUCGAAAUAUACCGCACUUUUACCUAAACGAGCUCCUUCAUUCAUUCUCUUUCUCCGACUCCCUCUCCUUGUCUUAGCUCUACGCCAGCAGAUCUUCCUCCGACCCCCUGGCCAGAGAACCGAUCCUUAUGUGACCGCCCAUGGAGAAUUAAGGGUGCUGAGCUCGGAACAGAGUUUUACCGGAAGGGUGGUGGUCGGCGAUAAUUUAAAAGACGGGUAUAGAUUUUUGAGGUGUGACCACUCAAUUCUGGGAGGGCGUUGGUUCAGAGAAAGGGAAAAUAAUGGCGAGAAGACAAUCGAAUUGGGGGAUUCGAUUUUCGCAGUGUUCAAUUUACAGGAAGUGAUGACUUUGGCUCAUAGGUCGGAUGAAAAAGAAUCGCUUAUCACAACUUUGGACCUCACUACGGAUCUAAAAGUAACAUCUGAAGGCAAGGAGGAUGAAGAACCAUCACGCGGCUCUCGUUCUAAUAGGGCCUUAGUCAUCGGUCUCGGGGCUGGUAUCACGGCGCAAGGAUUCUUGAGACGAGGAUUCAAUGUUGAUGUAGUCGAAAUCGAUCCAGCUGUCUUCACUGCUACCGAAAUAUACUUUAAUCUUUCUUCCUCCCAUCUAACAUCCGUGAACCUCUUGGAUGGUUCUGUCUUCGUUUCCGAGCUCGCGACAUUAUCUCGUGUCAAUAUCACCGAUCCUUCACUCGAUUCGGAGACGUUGACAGCUUUGGAAAGGUUGCCUAAAUGGGACUUUGUGGUACAAGAUUGUUUUACAGGAGGGUCAGUACCAGGAGAAAUGUUCACCAAAGAGUUUUGGGAGGAUCUGGGUGAAAUGGUAGCAGAAGAUGGGCUCAUUGCCAUGAAUUUUGUCGGACUGAAGAUGAGCAAAGCCUCAAAAGCGGUAUUAGUAACCUUAACAUCUGUAUUCCCACAGUGCAGGGCCUUUGGGGAUGGAUAUGAAGUCAAUCAGGGGCCAAACGAUAUAACUAACAUGGUCGUUUUCUGCACUAAAACUUAUUCUCCAAUACUGACGUUUCGCCGCCCUCGUCCAUCGGACGUCCAUCGCUCCCCUCUACGUUCACAUGUAUUCUCCACCUUCCUCCCCAACGAAAUACAGUUGGACUCGAUCAUAUCUGAGGAAGAUUAUCAUGAUACUCUUAUGACGUUGAGAAGGGGGGAUACAAAAAGGUUGGAUUACUGGCAAAAGGAGACAGCUAUUGCUACUUGGCGCGCAAUGCAGAACAUCUUAACUCCGGAGAUGUGGAUGGCUUACUGACUGCAGGAUCAUAAAAUUGCAUGAAAUUACUGUACAGAUAUAGAUGUACAUAUACUUAUAUAUAACAAGAGUGAAAUUUACAACCUUCACCAUCAUUGGCGCCUAACAUUUGUCGAUGUACAUUAUCAAGACAAGGACUGAACUCCUUCGUUUCGCCAUACAAGGACAGAGCAGAUUCCCCCGCUCAAUUGAUCUUCUUCGAUAAUAAGGCCUUCAUAGCCUAUAAGCCCUGGUUUUUCGGACGCAGUCAGCAUCAUAUGCCUAGAGGAAGCGAAGUCACUCACUACUCUCCCCAACGUUCAUGACGCCAUCUAGGCCACCCUCUACGACUCUAUCCAAAACCAUCACAGGUGGCUCCCCCGACCUUUUUUUCUUAGUACUACCGGCCCCACUUUUGGAA
Molecule: messenger RNA, 3037 nt
Organism: Cryptococcus deneoformans JEC21
Lineage: Eukaryota; Fungi; Basidiomycota; Tremellomycetes; Tremellales; Cryptococcaceae
Exons: 11
Coding region: 49-2637 (862 amino acids)
Source: RefSeq, a predicted model, not a curated record